GCCAUAUUUAUCAUAUGAAUAAAAAUCAGUUUUGACAAUUUUGGUUAAAAAAAUUUGUCAUUGGCUCCUAGACUAUAAUGUAAUUCGCUAUAAUGUAGACUAUAAUGUAUCCUAUAUACAACGCUAGAUGGCGUUGUUAUAUGUAUAUAAGCUGACGAUGCGAACAUAUGUUUAUCUCGUGUGUUAUUUGCUCUAAUAAAAGUUUUUUUCAUAUAUUUUUUUUAUUUUCAUUAAUUGAUUAACUAUAUGUAUUGUGUAUAUCUUCUCAUACUGUGUACUCUAACAAAUUAUAGGCCUAAAAAUUGUAUAGAUUUUGUGUAAUUUCAUUUCUUUUUUCUCUCAAAGAAAGUGAGGUUAAAUUUCUUUUUCGCCACGUGCUCGUUAUAAUAAAAAAAAUGGAUUCAGCAUUAGGAAUACACAAAAUAAAGACAUUAUCAAAAGAUAAUUAUGAAAUCUGGAAAAUCUAUAUGGAAGCAUGGUUAACGAGAGAUAGAAGUUGGAAAUAUGUCCCUGGUAAAUGUCCGAAACCAGAUUUUAUAAAAUGAACGAAGCUUCUCUAAAAAUGUUAAAACUUGGGAAGAAGCUAAUUCCAUGGCGAAAGCUGAUUUGUUGUUGACGAUAAAUCUUUUGAACUCAGUUGAUACCAAUUUUUACAACAUCAUUAGAAUUGGAUAAUAUUGUAAAUGAUAUAUCGUUUAUUACAUUAAAUCUGAUAUUAAUGGUACUGUAUGGAUCAUACUGCUAUUCUAUAAACAAAAUCAAACAAAUAUUUAAUGUAAUGGAAAAAAACUACUAUAAAUUAGAUAACAACGAAGAGCACAAAAUAAUGAAACAUUAUAUCGAUAUUGGAAUGUAUUUAAUUAAAUUUUUUGCAAUAUGUCUAAUUCCAUGUUUUUUUCUUACAAUACUGAUGAUAUUAUAUCCCAUGAUUUAUAAUGUCAUAGUACCGUUAAACGAAUCUCGUAAAUUUAUUAUACUUUGCGAUAUAUAUUAUUUUGUGGAUCCACAAGAAUAUGCUAGCAUUUUUUUAUUGUAUACAUUGGUUCUUAAUUUUAUUUUAUACACGAUUAUUGUCACUCAAUUUACGAUAAUAAUAUUCGUUCAACAUUGUUGCGGAUUUUUCAAAAUUGCCAGUUAUCGUCUCGAACAUGCAAUGGAUACAUACAAAGGACAGAAUGAAAUCGAAAUAUAUUACAUUAUUUGUGCAAAAUUAAUUAAAGCAAUAGAAGUAUAUAAAUUAGCUGUCAAGUUUUUUAAAUGGGCAAAUGGUAUAUAUAAAAUUCCAUACACUAUAAGUAUAUUCUUAUAUGUACUUGAUGUCAGUGUUCAAUUAUAUUAUGUUGUUUAUAUGCUUCAACAACUGGAGAACAUUUAUAAAUUGUGCAUCAACUUAUUAUUGCUGAUCGGUAAAUUUUGUUUCUUAUUCUUAAUCACUUACUUAGGACAAAAUGUAGAAAAUCAUAGUAAUGAAGUUUUCGAAAAAUGUUAUGAUAGUCUAUGGUACACUGCACCAGUAGCUACAAGAAAGUUAUUAUUGAUUAUAAUGAUAAAUAUCAUGAAACCAUGUCAAUACAAAAUGUUGGGAGGAUUAUUUAAAGGCAACAUCGAAGGUUUUGCACAGGUAAUUAAUUCAAAUACUAUUAAAUAUUUUGAAACAAUAUCGAGGAGAGAUGUGAUAGAAUAGUAUAGUAUAGACUAGUAUUUCUUAAUCUUUUUUUGAAUUAUAAAAAAUAAUAGACUGCUAAGAAAAUUUUUAAAAAUUAAUAUCGGAAUAAUAUUAAAAUUUUUAUUUUACUAAGAAAUCUCAUAUUUUUUAAAUUAAAGAAAUUUAAUUAAAAAAAUUUAAAUAUUUAAUUAAAAAUAAUUUUCCAAAAAAGUAUUUCACAAUCAAUAGAUUAGGAACUAUUGGUGAUAUUUACAACUAUAAAGUCGAUUUAGAGAAUAAGAGAAAAAACAAAAAAAAUUGAAAAAUAUAGAAAUAAAUUCAGAUUUAAAUAUCUGAAGAAUAACCAAGGAACCUCAAAUAAUCGAUUUUAAGUUCUAAUUAUCUCUUUCAGAUCAUUCGUAUAUGUAUCUCAUAUUUCAUGAGCAUAUAUUCAAUACAAUAAAGAAUACAUUGAACACAUUUCAUAACAAAUGUAUUAUUGAACUCAAAAUAUGUUUAUUGCACUAUUAAUUUGUAAUACUAAUAAAUAAGUAUAAUUUAUGCAACUAUAUAGUGUGAUUUAUGAAUUUUUUUAUAAUUUUGAUAUAUAAAUCAAAUUCAUUAUGAAUUUUAUACCAUAUUACUAUUAUUAUAUUACUAUAAAUAUUGCUUUUUAAAAAAAAUUUUCUGGCUAAUCUAUUCAGAAUUUAUUUAAAAAUUUCUCUAAUUAAUAUUAGCAACAAAUGUCAAUUAAUAAUAAAAGCAAAUAUGAGAAUUCGAUAAAUAAUCUAAUCAUAAAAAAAAUUAAAAUUAAAAAUUAAUCUUAUUCAUAUCAUUAAACUUAUUAUUUCCGCUGAGAAAGUGUGCUCUCUUAUUUACUUUAGUAGUAUUACGUUAAUACUACUUUAGUAGUAUUAACGGUUUGUUGAGAAAUUUGAGUAUGAUUGUCAUUGUGUAAUUUAUAAUCGUUACUAAAAAAUUACUUGUAAAAUCUGUAUUUAUAUUAUUUGUUUCGGGUUCCGUGUUUUUGUUACUGUUUGAUAUUGUUGUCUUAGUAACAUUAUUACAUUGAUUGAAAUAAUUUUAAAUAAAAAAUUCAUAAUUUGAAAGAAAUCAAGAAAUUAAAUAUAUUAAUUGAUUUAAAUUAUUAAUUACAUAUUUAAUUAUAUAUUAUUUUCUGAUGAAUCAAUAUUUACAAAUUAUGAGGAAGUUAAAUAAUAUGCAUAUUAUUGAUCUAUUGAAAGUCUUAAAUAAUUAAGGUAAAUACAUCAUCAAUAUUAAUGAUAUGUCAAUGUAUAAUGCGGUAUCAUAAAUAAUGAAAUUAUUGGCUCAUUCUUUAUUGAAGAGAAUUUAGUAUGCUGAUUUUAUUAUAAAUAUAUUGCUAUAUUACUACAUGUUCUCUAAAAACAUCUGAUCAGUAUCAGAUUUAAAAUACUUUAAUUUUAAUUAGAUUAUCGAGCAUAUUGUAUAUGCGUUGUAUGAGAUAUAUUAAAUUUGAAAUUUUUUGAUCUCUUGAUCAAUCAUCAUUGCAUUUCUAGAACUACUAGGUUCCUUUAUUGGGAAACUUUAUUGAGUAUGAACAGUGAAGAAAAAUUCAAAGUUCAUAUAAAAAAGAAAAUUAUAUAAAUUUAUAUAAAAAAGUAUAAACUUAGCCAUAAUAUACUUUAUAUUAUUUAUAACUUAUAAUAUAUAUUUUUUAUUUGAGACCAAAAUAAGAUAGUCCCCACAUAAAAUUUAAUUAUUUUCUAUUUUUAAAAAUUUAUAAUUAUUUUUUAUUUUGUUUUUUCUUUAAUAUCAUAAAUACAUUAUGAUUAAAAAUAUACAUAAUUUUAAAUAUUAAUUUAAAUAUUAAAUUUAACGAUAAUUAGUAUAUUAAUUAUUUUAAAAAAAUAGAUUUAUCAUUCAUCUUAUUCAAAAUUGCUCUAUCUUUAAUAUAGCAAUAUUUUCUUAUUAUUAUUAUUUAAAUGUGGGAAGAAAGAUAAAUAAUGUAUAGUGAGAAAAACAAAAGAAUAAAAAAUAUUAAAAUAUAUGAUCUAGAGUCUAUUCUAUGAAAUAAACUUCUUCAUUCAAUAAAUAAAUCUUCAUAUUAUGGAUUACAUCGAAAUAUAAGAAAUCAAUUAAUCGUUUACAGAAAAAAGACUUAAAAUCUGAAAAAGACGAAGUAUUAUCUUUUUUAGAGACAAAAACGUUUAUGAUAAAGAAAAAGAAAAAAAAUUCUAUUUUUUAAAAGAAAAUAAGAAUAUAAUAUCUUCAUAGAUAGAUUUUUAUUUAAUAAAGAAUAUAAUUUUCCUAAAUAAUUACAACUAUAUGAACACAAAUAGAUUUUUCGUGGAAAUUGAAAAUUUUUAUAAUCUUAUCCAUAGUUUCCAUCGUCUUCUGAAUAUUAAGAGAUAUAAAUGAAAAAAUCUAGUAAGCUGAAUAUUACCAAUUUGAGGGCGAAAUAUAAAGCAAUACUAUCUAUCUACUGUUAUUUUAUAGAUCGGGAAAUAGAAAUAUUAUAUAUUUAAAUGAAACAUUUUAUGAUUUAACAAAUAUUGACAGAUUAAAAACAAUCCUGGUUUAUUAAGAAAUAUCAGUUCAGCAUAUAGAUUUAUUAUAAUGCAUUUUGGUCGAAAAAUGAGUUUGUGAAAGAAAAGUUGGAGUUCAUCAUCUUAUGUAAAAGGAAUGAAACAUACAUGGAUUACUUGAUUUUAUAUAUUGCAAAAUAAUAAAAAACAAAUUUAUCUUAUUGGUAAAAAAAAAAAAUAAUGAAAAAUAGCCAUUCUUAAAUUAUCAAUCUUUGUGAUCAUACUUUGAACGAAAGUGAUUAUAACAAAUAAUUAAUUUAGAAAAUUUUGAAUUUGAUAAAUAUGUUAUUUCGGGAGUUGGAAAAUUAAUAAAUUACUAGAAUAUGCAAAAAAAAAUUAUGAUCAUUUGUUAGUUGAAAACAAUAUUCUACAUUUCAAAAAUAUAAAAAAUAUAAAUGUAAUGAAUUAAUUAAAAGACUUAAUAAAUCUGAAAAAAGUUUUAAAUGAAUGAAAUGUAAUGAAUUAAAAGGAUAUGUUUUACUUCAAUAUAUAUAUGACUUGAAUUCAAUAAAAUUGAUUUAUGUAUAAAUGAGAUUAAAAUUUGAAAAAAAACUCCUUCAUAUUGAUUAAUUGAAUAGAAAGAUUAAUUUAUAAUAAAAUAGAUUUGGUUACAACAUUCGAUUGAGAAAAUUAAAAAGUAUCAUGUAGAAAAAAUAAAAAAAAUGAUUUAUGGAGAUAGAAUUUAUUAAAAAAAUGCCAUAGAUUGAAUAUUGAUAUUCGAAGUAUAAAUUCUAAAGAUAAUUUAUUUGAUAUUAGUAAGUGUUUUAAGAAAUUGAUACGAUAAAAAAUAUCAAUGAAAUUAUUUUUACUACAUAUUUAUUAUUUGUUAAAAUGGAUUUUGAAUUAUUUAAAUUGUAUUCCUCAACUGAUUUCAUUGAUAUUUUAUUAAUUAUUAAAUAUAUGAAUAAUAUUAUUAAAUAUAUGAAUUAAUAUAUGAAAAUGUAUUUUUACUCAAAUUUUAAUAUUCUAUUUAUAAUAUAAAAAGCAGAUCAUUUCAUUUAAUAAAUUAAGAUGGCUUAGAAUCUCUAAAAUAAUUAAUAUAUAUAUUAUAAUAAUAUAUAUAUUAUAAUUAUUCUCCAUUUAUUAAAAAGCAUAUUUAUAAGAUAUGCUAUUUAAAUUAUAUCUUACAAUUUUCAUAAAAUGUAUUGUAAUUAUUAAAAUAUUGUAGUUAUCGAGAUAAUCAAAUUAAUUGAAAUAUUUUGUACAUAGCUAGAAUAAAAAUCAUAACUAGUAUAAGCAGUAAUCAUAAGUAUUAUUAAAUUAGUAAUAAGAAUUGUACAUAUGUUUUGUAGUUAUAGAAUAGAAUUUAAAAUAAUAUUUAUAUGUAUAAGAUAUCUCAUAGAAAGUUAUAUUUUUUAAACAAAUAGAAAAAACUAUUAGAAAUCAAAGUUAAACGAUAUUCAAUGAAAUAAUCUGAUUAUAUGCAAAUAUAAUUUUAUGCAACGAUAUAUUUGAAAAAUAUAAUUGUAUUUUUUUUUCAAACAAAACUUUAUAAUUUUGACAGUCAGUGGAAUUUAUUAAUCUCUAUAAAAAAGUAUUAAUACAUUUUUAUUUUAUCUAUUGAUUUUUAAGUUAUUAAAUUUAAAAAGUUAGUAAAUUAUUUAAUAUAUUUACAAAUAUUUAGUAUUUUCAAUUAAUGAAAACUUAAAUAUUAUAAUUCUUCUAACAUAAUAUUAUUAAUUGGUUAGAGUUUCAAUUCUUUUCAAUUCUUUUCUCUUAUCUUUAUAUUAUAUACUUUAAAUUAAUAUUUUCUUUUUUUGUAAUAUUAUAAUAAAUCAUUUAGCAAGAACCAAUUAGUAAUUGACCUCAGUUACAAUCGUUCAUCAAUCCAUCCAUCCAUCCAAUUGAUUUUUUCUUGUAUUAAUAGCACAUGUAUAAAUGACACAUAUACAUUUAUAUAUGAUAUAUACAUUUUUUCAACACUGUCCAAUAAUCAUCUCUUAAAUAUCACAGUCAAAUCAGAAAUCAAAUUAGAAAACAGAAUCAAAAUGAUCAAAUAUAUAUGUAUAUUUCACAUAUUGAAUAAUAAUAUAUAAUAAUAUAUUAAAAUGUCUCAUAAGUUUCGUACCUAAGAAUGACUUUAACUGGCUAUUUUUAUAUAAACAUGCAAACUUAUUUAUUAGCCGUUUAUAGCAUCGAUUUCGUUAUCUCAGAGCUCUUUUAAAGUAUUUUGUUGGCGACAUAAUUUCUUUUAAAACUUUUUUUACACUGUUCAAAAGGAAGCAUUUGCAAUGUUAUUUUUCAUUGCUUUAAAAAAGAUGAUAGUGCAAAUGCUGCGGACGAGAUUUAUACUGUUUACGGGAAUGGUGCUACAAUCAUCCGCAAUUGGUUUAAGAAAUUGAUUUGAAAGAUGAAGAUUUCAACAGUUGCCCAACAACGAUAGAUAUCAAAGCCACGUUCGCUGAAAAUCCGUGAUAUAGUGUGCAAGAUAGUGGCUGUCUCUAACAAUCCCAGGACAACAUACAUAAUCAUCUGAUCAGGAUGAAAUAUGUCAAUCGAUGUAAAGUUUGGGUUCUACAGCUAUUGACGGAGACCGGCCUUAUGAAUCGCGUUUCUACGUGUGAUUUAUCUAGCGACAUGAAAGAGAUCCUUUAUUAAAGAAGACUGGAGACGAAAUUUCGAUUUUGUAUCAAAAUGUACAUUGAAAACGCACUUGAUUUAAGGACAAUAGAUCUUUAACUGUUACGGAGCCUGGACUUCACCUGAAGAAAAUUCUUUUAUCCAUUUGAUGGGUCUGUAAAAAUAUAAUCUACGAGUUCCUUUCUCGAGGUGAAAUCAUCAAUUUUGGAAAAUAUUAUAAUCAGUUUGAUAAAUUGAAAAACGUCAUAGCAGAAAAAAUUGCCAAAAUUGGCAAAUUGAAGAGAUCAUCACGACAAUGCAAAACUCCAUGUUAUACUGUAAGAGAAAAGCUGUUACAGAUUGAUUGGGACGUUUUAUCGUAUAUUCCCCAGAUCUUGCUCUAUCCGUUGUUACUUGUUCCUGUUCGAGAAAUAUUUUACAAAUAAACUCCAACAAUUUGGAAAAAAGAAAUAAUGAGGCUUCCUGAGAGAUAGAAGAAGGUGAUAAAGGAGAACGAUAUAUAAGGCAAUAAAUGAAACAACAAAUAUCGUGUAUUCAUUUCGUAUUAAAAAAAAAGAAAGUUAUGGGACAUCUUAAUAUGUAAUAAAUCAAAAUAUGUAAUAAAUAAUAUCAAAAUCAAUAUUUAAUAUUUAAUAAAAAAUUACCAUUUUAGUUAUUUUAAUAAUAUUUUAAUAAAUUUUAAGUAUCCGAAUAUUGUGAUGAGAAAGAUAAAUAUAAUUAUGAUUUGAUUUAAUUUUUAAUAUUAUUUUUUAUAUGAAAUUAAUAAAUUAAUAAUAUUUUGUAAAGUAUAAUAAUAAAUAAUUAACAAAUUUGAA
Apis cerana (Asiatic honeybee) is the source of this 7607-nucleotide messenger RNA. RefSeq names its product odorant receptor 47a. Gene Ontology annotation, molecular function: odorant binding; olfactory receptor activity. Gene Ontology annotation, cellular component: plasma membrane. Gene Ontology annotation, biological process: sensory perception of smell; detection of chemical stimulus involved in sensory perception of smell. Lineage: Eukaryota; Metazoa; Arthropoda; Insecta; Hymenoptera; Apidae. The record is from RefSeq and is a predicted model, not a curated record.